AUGAGAGAGAACAUCAACCGCUGCAAGAAUAUAAGUUCUGUUACAGUCCCAGUUGAUCAGAUAUCUGAGGUUGAGGCAACAAUGACAAAGAAGCCUACCAAAAUUCGAUGGAAAUUGAAGCCGCCUGACCAGUCCUUUGUAUCGAAGCCUGCAAGAUUCUCAGUUGAUAGACAUUAUGGUGAUGAAAUCAAGAAGAUGGUUCAGAAAUCUGAGAAAGUUUGUUCAAAACAGCCACGCCAUGAUGGAGAUUACAGUGAUGAUGAAGGAAAGGGCACGGCAAAGAAGAGGAGGAUGAUUGAAAAGGUGACUGUAGUUCCACCAGAAUUGCCUGCUAAAUUCAAGAAUUACAUCGAAAGACUGAAUGGUACUGAAUUAAAUUUUGUGAUUGAAAAGCCAUUAUACCGCACAGACCUUAGCCAUACACAUGGGCGUCUAUCUUUGCCGUUGUGUCAAAUCGAUAAUGGAUUCCUUACGCAAGAAGAGAAGGACUUACUCAACACAAGAACUGGAAAUCAUAAGACACCAAUUGAAGCCAAAUUAAUUGAACCGUCGGGCCACGAUUCUGAUAUAUGUCUUAAGAAGUGGGACAUGCCUAAAAAAUCAAACAAAGUGAGUACAACUUACAAUCUUACAACAAGUUGGAAUCGUGUUGUGAAGAACAAUAGGCUGCGCGAAGGAAUGAUUGUACAACUUUGGUCAUUUCGGGUGGGUUCAAAAUUGUGGUUCGCUCUUGUUAAAGUGAAGAGGAAUUAG
Camellia sinensis is the source of this 753-nucleotide messenger RNA. The record is from RefSeq and is a predicted model, not a curated record. NCBI's taxonomy places the organism in Eukaryota, Viridiplantae, Streptophyta, Magnoliopsida, Ericales, Theaceae.